Messenger RNA from Epinephelus fuscoguttatus (brown-marbled grouper), 1415 nucleotides. Its product is annotated as transcription factor HES-7.1-A-like. The transcript has 3 exons. Bases 72 to 761 code for a protein of 229 amino acids. The record is from RefSeq and is a predicted model, not a curated record. Gene Ontology annotation, cellular component: nucleus. Gene Ontology annotation, biological process: regulation of transcription by RNA polymerase II; anterior/posterior pattern specification; regulation of neurogenesis. NCBI's taxonomy places the organism in Eukaryota, Metazoa, Chordata, Actinopteri, Perciformes, Serranidae. Gene Ontology annotation, molecular function: protein dimerization activity; RNA polymerase II cis-regulatory region sequence-specific DNA binding; DNA-binding transcription factor activity, RNA polymerase II-specific.
CAGACUGUGACGGAACAUCGCUCAUCUUUUACAACUGGAUACGGACAGACCGCACUGGACCACUGGCUACAAUGAGAGUGUUACAGGAAACAGAGGAUGCAACAAACAAUAGAAAGUUAAUAAAAUCUCAGGUGGAGAAACGCCGCAGGGAGAGGAUGAACCGCAGCCUGGAGCGUCUGAGGACCAUGCUGCAGGAACCUCAGCCACCGGGCGGGACUCAGCACAGGGUGGAGAAAGCUGAGAUACUCGAGCACACAGUCCUCUUCCUGCAGAACACCGCCAGAGGAGACAAGACGAGAGCUGGAGGUGGUGUCAUUGGUGGUGGGGGUGGUGGUGGACGAGGAGGCAAGAAACACUCUUUCCAGGACGGCUUCUCCACCUGCCUGCAGAAAGCUACUCAGUUCCUGGGACCUGAGGGGAAAGGCCUGUGGCUCGGAGCAGCCCUGAAUGCGUCUUUUGCUGCUCGCCUUUCCCGUCCAGACUCUGAUUCUGCAGGCGCCCAAAGAAGAACUGAAGCCCGUUCCUGCAGCUCUCUGCCACACACAAAGUCCAUUCUUCGGAUGCUGAAGCAAAGGUCCAAGCAAAGACUGCAUACACGAGCGUUAAAUGCGCAUCCAUACCGGCUUCCAGCCCAGCAGGUGUCCCCCCAACAGGCUCAGAGAUACAGUCAGGUUGAGGUCAGGGUGGAGAGCGGAGCGAGCAAACAGAGCCCGUCUCAGAGUUGCCCGAUCAACCAGACUUUGUGGAGGCCUUGGCCCUGAUCACCAGACAGUGGCCUCCUGAAACUGAACUUUUUAAAGACUCUAACAUUUGAUUAAUAUUCAAUGAUGCCAACUGUGCUGUUCCUGAAUGAAUAUUUGCAUUGCAUUGUGAACAACGACCUCUGGUCCUCUGAUAACUCCUAACAGUUUUGGUAUUCAAACUCAAAGUCUGUAAAUAAUGUAAAAAAAAAAAAAAAAAAAAGUCAUUUGCAUGUGCUGUAUGUGUGAUAGGGUUGUCUCACGACUCACGACUCGCAGUCAGUGGGGCAGCCAUCUCUUCUGCCUGCAGGCGCAGGGACUCUCCCAGACUGGGACACACUGCUGCUGUGCUAAACAGCGAGUUCAGAGGUGAGUAUAAUGGAGCUGAAGAGUUUCUGUCCUCCUUCACAUUCUGCUAAACUCCUCUGCUACAUCUGCUGCCAUGAUUCAAGUCACUGAAGUGGAUAAUGAUUGAGUGUCCAUCCAUCACAUUUCCAGGUGUGGGACCUGAGGGUUCGAGGCUGGGAGAGCCCCAUGCAGCCCCUCACAGUCACCUGAGUGCCGUGAUGUCUGCGGGCAUUCAUGACACCUGUGUGUCUGUGAACAUCUUGUAUUCCGUAUAUCUUGUCUAUUUUGCACACUAAUUUAUUCUGGAUGUCUCCCUAUGGCGAGAAC